GCGGGCGCAGCCAUGGCGCUGAACCUGGCCAAGAACGGGCGGGCGCUGCAGGAGGCCUACGGGAGCGUGGUGGCCGCGGGCAGCCGAACCGACUGGGCUCUGUUCACCUAUGAAGGCAACAGCAAUGACCUGCGAGUGGCCGGCUCCGGAGAGGGGGGCCUGGAGGAGAUGGUGGAGGAGCUCAACAGCGGGAAGGUGAUGUACGGCUUCUGCCGCGUCCGGGACCCCAACUCGGGGCUGCCCAAAUACGUCCUGGUCAACUGGACAGGUGAAGGUGUCAAUGACGUGAGGAAAGGAGCCUGCGCCAACCACGUCAGCACUGUGGCCAACUUCCUCAAGGGCGCUCACGUCACCAUCAACGCCCGGGCCGAGGAGGACGUGGAGCCCGAGCUGAUCAUGGAGAAGGUGGCCAAGGCCUCGGGGGCCAACUACAGCUUCCACAAGGAGAGCAGCAAGUUCCAGGACUCGGGGCCGCAGGCGCCCGUGGGCUCUGUGUACCAGAAGACAAACGCCAUGUCUGAGAUCAAGAGGGUCAAUAAGGACAAUUUCUGGGCCAAAGCAGAGAAGGACGAGCAGGAGCGGCGGGAGCAGGAGCGGCGGCGCGCGGAGCAGGAGCGGCAGCGCCUGGAGCAGGAGCGGCGCCAGCGGGAGCUGCGGGAGGCGGCGGGGCGGGAGCGGCUCUGCCAGGCCCGCGACAGCGAGAUCGACGCGCACAAGAGACUGCAGCAGCAGCAGGAGGCUGAGAGCAGGGACAGGGAGCAGCAGCAGUGGAAGGAGCGCGCCGACGAGGACGAGGCUCGCCGGGGCGUCAGGAGGAGCCAGUCGGUGGAGAAAGCCCAGGAGGCGGCCACGCUGAUCGCACAGAGAGCCGUCAACCCCCGAGACAUCUUCAAACAAAAGGAGAGAGCGGGGCCGGGGGACACGGGGCUGCCAGCACAGCCAGGCAAGCUGCGCAGCCCGUUCCUGCAGAAGGAGCUGGACCCCGGCCCAGCCUCCCCCAGCAGGGGCGUCUGGGGGUCCCCCCCGGCCUCCCCGGGCCCUGCAGCAGGACGGGACUCCGGCUACAGCUCCGGCGUGCCGGGCUCCCAGGGCGAGGAGAACCUGUACGAGGAGCCCCCCGAGCCCGCGGCCAUCUACGAGGAGCCCCCCCAGGAGCAAGCUGCCGAUGCCAAGUACGACUACAGGGUGGAGUACCAGGAGCCCCCAGACCUGGCGGGGAAGGGGCUCUGUGCCCGGGCCCUCUAUGACUACCAGGCUGCUGACGACACCGAGAUCUCCUUCGACCCCGAGAACAUCAUCACCAACAUUGAGAUGAUCGAUGAGGGCUGGUGGCGCGGCUUCGGCCCCGACGGCCACUUCGGGAUGUUCCCCGCCAACUACGUGGAGCUGAUCGAGUAGGGGGUGCUG
Melozone crissalis (California towhee) is the source of this 1407-nucleotide messenger RNA. It is a transcript of the gene DBNL, whose product is annotated as drebrin like. Gene Ontology annotation, molecular function: actin filament binding. Gene Ontology annotation, cellular component: dendrite; postsynaptic membrane; site of polarized growth. NCBI's taxonomy places the organism in Eukaryota, Metazoa, Chordata, Aves, Passeriformes, Passerellidae. Gene Ontology annotation, biological process: positive regulation of dendritic spine morphogenesis; regulation of actin filament polymerization; postsynaptic actin cytoskeleton organization. The record is from RefSeq and is a predicted model, not a curated record. The transcript is spliced from 14 exons. The coding region runs from base 13 to 1398 and encodes 461 amino acids.